AAGUGGUCGGCCGGGUAAAGACGGGAGGAUGUUUUACUGAGUGAGUCAGUGACAGGCGCGAGCAAGCUUGUUUCUCGGAAACCGCCGCUACGGGCUUGUAUUUCGGUCAGAUAGUUAAGCGUGGGCAUUACGGUGUUGAUUUUUUAUCCCCAUUUAGCUCUGGAGUGAGAUUAUGCAAUCAUUGAACCGCUAAAAGUAAUAGUUUUACUCGUCGUAACGACGGACAGAGAUAGAUGGUGUUGGUUGUUCGUAAAUAAGAAUGACUACGACAGCCUAAGCAUAUACCAAGAUGAACUGGAUGUGUUUUUGUCUAAAUGUGAUGUUCCUGCUUGAGUCUGUGCUUGGUAUACUCCCUGCGCCAUUGAAUGUGUCUGUUCACUCUGUUAACUUCCUUCACAUCCUGCAUUGGGAUCCUGGGCCUGCCACCCCCCCAGGUGUACAGUACAAGGUCUUUUCAAGGUUAAGCGGAGAAACUGAGAAAAAAACACAGAAUGGCUACAUGACAACCGCAACAUCUUUACAGCUGAAGUUGGACAAAUAUAAAUAUUAUUUUACUGUCCAAGCAUUCUACAAUGGAACCUGGUCUCCAGAGUCUGAAGAAGUCUCCUUCUCUCCAUUUGAACAAACUCUAAUAGGUCCUCCAAAAGUAACGGUGACCGAAUGUGGCAACUGCAUUCAGAUCAACAUAUCCCUGCCAGAGGCUGACAAAAGCUCAGGGAUACCAAACAAUGACAUCAUGGCCAUCUACAAAGCUAAGUUCAGGGUCUUGUGGAAGAAAUCUAAUAAAACUGAGGAGGUUUACAAAACCCAAGCCAGGAGCGUUAAAAUUAACAAUUUGGAGAAAGGCAAACAGUACUGUGUACAGAUUCAAACUGAGAUUACCAUGAAUAAAAAUACUGAGCCAUCAACCUGGGUAUGCACCACCACAUCGAUUGCAGAGUUAGAUAGAGUACCUGUUCUUGGCAUAACUCUUGGGCUUCUGAUAUGUUGCAUUGGUACCUUGAUGACAUUGACAUAUUGUCUGUAUUACACUGGAUUCCUUUGUAAACUUCAAGCAACCCUCCCAAGAGCACUAAUUACGGUCCUCAUGCAUGCCAAAUCUCUGCCAGUAGAGGAAACGAGCCCUGAUCUGAUCUCAGUUUGCUCGGAUACAUUCAAGCAGAAGUACCCUAUCAUCACAUCAUUAUGUCCUACCCCCAGAAUCACCUGUUCAGACGAGGAGGUUGGUGAAGAAGAGGACGAAAAUGAAGGAAGUAAUUUCUAUAUUAACAGAGAUGGUGAAAAAUUAUCAAGGGAAAGUUCCUGUCAUGACUCUUGUAAUGUAUUAAGGACAAGUUUGACUGCAAAGUCACGUGCUGAAGCAGAUAUAUCUGAUAUAUCAUCUGAGACUGUUCCAGCGAAGCGCGAUCAACUCAAAACUGGAGUUGAAAAGGACACUUUUUUGUCUCGGUGGCCAGAAAUGGAAGUCAAGGAGCAACUCAUAUUUGAGUUGGAAGAGGAAAUGGAUGAAAAGACUAUCAACAUGUCUGAAAAUGUCAACCUAUCAUCAGUUACCCUGACUGCCACAGCCAUCCACGAGAAAGGACAAGUAAAUAGUGAAGACGCACAUGCUGAUUCUUUGAGGCUGUCCGAAUGGGAACCUUUAAUGCUCGCAGCCACAAAGCAAAGUUUGCUACACACAGACAUGCCAACAGACUCAGAUGACUUGACAUCAACAGAGUGUACGUGUUUUGGUGAGACCAACUAUGAGCGUGGAUGCGAUGAUCUUGAGACACAAGAUAAGUUGAGGGAAGAACAAUUCUUAGGAUAUAUGGGAAGAUAAUAUGCUUCUGCAACACUGUUGCAUACAUUAAUGACAAAAAACAAAUUGACACUCUUGUUCAUUUUAAAUGCCAGGUCAUGAUUCUAGUAUCAGAGAUUUAGGAGUGCUGCAGAGAGGUUAGUUGGUACUACAAAGACUGGGGAUUUAGGGCAGGGGUCGGCAACUCAAAACAUUUAAAGAGCCAUAUUGGACCAAAAUAGACAAAAUACAAAUAUGUCUGGAGCCGAUAGAAAGCCUUAUAAUGAAGGCAACACAUGCUGUAUGUAUCUAUAUGAGCUAUAUUAGCCUGCCAUUAACAUGACUAAGUUUGGUACAAAUACACAACAAGCAUUCAUUAUUAAAAGUUUUUUUUCCCCUGCAGUUCAUCCUGUAGGGGAAAAACUUUUUGGACGGAAGAUACUUUUCCGAACUUUUCGAACAGCCAACCCCCUGUGAUCGACCCAUUAUCGCACACGCGCCCAUAAGCACACACUUACACACGCAUGCCGUAAUGAGCAACAGCCAGAAUGGCCGCUAUGAUGAAUGAGGCACGGGACGCACUUUCGCAGCGUGCUAACUAUCGUAGCUCACGUGUAGCGUUUAAAACUGUUUCUCUUGGCCGCCCAGAUUCCCAUUCAUAGCAAGUCCCCUCGGUGAAUUGUACAUGAAAGGAGCUGGGGGGGGUUUCAAACAACAGCCCUCUGACUGACAUCCCGCCUUGCUAAUAGAAACGUCUGUACCGUAUAAAAUUGCUUCACUUGGCCGCCCAGAUUCUCAUUCUUAUAUUCUGAAUGGAGCUGUUUUUUUGUUGUUGUUUUUUUUUAACAGCCCCCCGACUGACAUCCCGUGUUGCUAAUAGAAACGUGUGACGCAGGCUAUGAAGCAAAUAUUCGUUGAUGAAAAUGUUGAAUAUUUAAUAUUUAUUCUGACACAUUUUUACAGCAUCGGAAAACGUUAAUAGUGUUUGUGUCAUGUUUGUCCUCUGACAGAAACCAUACUGCAAUAUCUGUUUCUUGUUAUUUGUGUAUUUGAGGGCUGGGUUAGUUGAGUAGGGGUGACGUCAUAGAGAGGAGACGAGCCAGGUUGAGGAGUCAGUCUUGAGUGUGGAGCGCGUGGGCGUGAGUUGUGGCCAGCAGCAGUUCCUGUGAAUGUGUUUUAAUUGCUGCCUCUUUUUGUUUAUUAAAAAGCGAACAGACUGCA
Messenger RNA from Hippocampus zosterae (dwarf seahorse), 3001 nucleotides. RefSeq names its product cytokine receptor family member b1 (gene crfb1). Bases 290 to 1822 code for a protein of 510 amino acids. The record is from RefSeq and is a predicted model, not a curated record. The transcript has 8 exons. Gene Ontology annotation, molecular function: interleukin-22 receptor activity; protein binding. Lineage: Eukaryota; Metazoa; Chordata; Actinopteri; Syngnathiformes; Syngnathidae.